UAUUUUCUAUUACAUCAAUUCUCAAUUCAACUUUCAAUUCAGUCCAAGCAUAUUAAGUGUAUGUUGUCAAUGAUCCGAGCUCUACUAACAUUAAUAAAUAUUUUGAAAUUGACUACGUAGGCAUCAUGGUUUCUAAAGUAUUAGUAGGAAUUUAUGUAAAUAUGGAAAAAUCAUUAAGAGCCGCAGGAGUAAUAGCCGGAGAUCUAUAUCUAGCUAGUCGAGACGAUUGGCCCAGUCCUCAGAUGAAUCGUGAUCAAAGAUGUCUUCCGCUUAGUGCAGAAGCUGAGCGAAAAUUGUUCUUUGAAAGUACCGACACCGGAUCGACGCUGAACCGGAAGUCUGGGCGGCAUAUGAAAUAUCCAUACACACUGUCAGCAAAAAUAGCGCAAUUUCCUUUGUUCUAUUAUAUGAAGAAUAAUAUCAUAUGGAUGUACUAUCCUCUUGGGAUUUUAACGGGGUUUUAUUUUUUCAUGAAAAUUCAUGUGAUUGUUAAUUCAGAUGAAAAUAAGCGUAGUUGGGCUGAAUCGCAAAGAAAGAUUGCAGAAAAAGAAGCCCACCAUUGAUUAAAUAUAGUUACAACUACAAGCUGAGUUUAUGACAGUAUAAUAACAAAAAAAACUUGUAGGUAUUUUAACAUUGUUUAGGAACUUUGGCAUAUUCAAUGUUUUUUGUUUGAUUGAUUGAAUUAUAUUUUAGUUUAAGUGUAAAAGUCCUGCUAAAAAGUAAAAUUUUCUGAAAACAUUAUCGUAAAUUUACAUCCACACUUAUAAAUAGUUAAUACAAAUUUUAAUAGAAUCCUCGCAACUAUGUGGUAACUAAA
Messenger RNA from Bombyx mori (domestic silkworm), 820 nucleotides. RefSeq lists its product as uncharacterized. Lineage: Eukaryota; Metazoa; Arthropoda; Insecta; Lepidoptera; Bombycidae. Bases 126 to 563 code for a protein of 145 amino acids. The record is from RefSeq and is a predicted model, not a curated record. The transcript is spliced from 3 exons.